UGGUUGGCGUGGCGCGGGACACGCCUUCCGCAGAGCGAAACAAAACUGCGCGGAGGCCGGCGCGCCCAGCCGCUGCUUCCGAGAGCGCCUCCAGCCCGCGCGCCGCCCGAGCCAGCCGCCAGAAUGCCGAACUGGGGAGGAGGCAAGAAAUGUGGAGUGUGCCAAAAAUCGGUUUACUUUGCCGAAGAGGUUCAGUGCGAAGGCAAUAGCUUCCAUAAAUCCUGCUUCCUGUGCAUGGUCUGCAGGAAGAAUCUGGAUAGCACCACUGUGGCUGUGCACUGUGAGGAGAUCUACUGCAAGUCCUGCUACGGCAAGAAAUACGGGCCAAAAGGCUAUGGCUAUGGGCAGGGUGCAGGCACAUUGAGCAUGGACAAGGGGGAGUCGCUGGGCAUCAAGCCUGAGGAGACUCCUAGCCACAGGCCCACCACCAACCCCAAUGCAUCCAAGUUUGCCCAGAAAAUUGGUGGCUCUGAGCAUUGCCCCCGGUGCAGCCAGGCCGUCUAUGCUGCUGAGAAGGUGAUUGGUGCUGGGAAGUCCUGGCAUAAGUCCUGCUUCCGAUGUGCCAAGUGUGGGAAAGGCCUUGAGUCAACCACCCUGGCAGACAAGGAUGGCGACAUUUACUGCAAAGGAUGCUAUGCUAAAAACUUCGGGCCCAAGGGCUUUGGCUUUGGACAAGGAGCCGGGGCCUUGGUCCACUCCGAGUGAUGCCACCACUGCCUGCUGUCCCCUACCCACUCAGUGCUUUGCAUUGCCAUCCCUUUCCCAGCAGCCUCGGAGACUUCUAGGAUUCUUACUCCCUUCUCAGCCCUGCCACACAUCACUAAUGACUUGAACUUGGGCCUCUGGGUCCCUUUGGUUUGGGUGUCUGCCUGAGGCCCCAGCACCAUCAAGGGGCUCCCCCUGCUGGGGAUCCAACGACAUCACCCACAGGAGACCUCAGUGUUUUGGAAUCUAGGUGGGACAGGGCCCUCUCCCCGUGCCCUGCCCCACAGACCCCUGUUCUUAGCCUUUAGGCUGAGUGCCCGUCAUCAAUCGGGCAAGACACCUGAGCCCCCAUCUUGGAGCUCAGAGGAGCAGCAGCAACAGACCAGAGGGGGAGGAAAGCAGGACCAAGUGGGGCAGGGGAAGAGCAUGGUUGAUUGAAUUCCUGAGAUUCUCCUCUGUGGGAAAGAGGGUGGGCUUCUUGGUGUCCCUCAGAACAGGUCUGGGAGCCCCAGCUUGGGGAGUCACUAGGGGGAGGGAGAGAGGGUACAUUCAGGGUCAUGGACCACAGGAGGUGCCUGCUUUUCUAGGCCCCUUGGCUUUGGGUCUGUGUGGAAUUAGUGUCACCCCCCCACCUUGGAGAUGGAGGAGACAACCUAGGUCUAAGGUCCCCAAAGUCAGGAUAUCAUCUGACUCCCCUAGGCAUCUAGUUUCCUGUUUGAAGGGCGUCCCUAAUGAAACACCUCCAACACACACUCAUCUUUACCAGUGGCCCAAACCUUAGGGUAGAUAGAUCUGACCCUAGCCCUGAGGUUGGCAGCUCCACUCUGUCCCAGCAGGCCUGCUUGACACUCAGAUGGGGAGGGCGGCAGUCACAGCCUCGUCUUCAUCUGAACACCCCUUCCCUCAGCACCCAGUCCUCAGGGCCUUCUUGCCAACCCAGGGCCUUGCCCCUUCCACUCCACCCAUCUCCAGGGAAGCUUCUCUGGCCACAUCCCCCCAAGCCUUCCAGGCCCCAGUGCAGGAGCAGCAGGAGGGGAGGGGAGGGGCUGGGCUGGCUGCUCCCAGUGACUAGAUGGACAACAGUAUGGAGCUGUUGAUCGAAAGGCUGCUGACAAGGGCUGCAUUCAAGCUGACUUCUCAUCUGGUCAAUAAAGCUGUUUAGAAAAGAA
Molecule: messenger RNA, 1874 nt
Organism: Loxodonta africana (African savanna elephant)
Lineage: Eukaryota; Metazoa; Chordata; Mammalia; Proboscidea; Elephantidae
Gene: CSRP1
Product: cysteine and glycine rich protein 1
Exons: 6
Coding region: 124-705 (193 amino acids)
Biological process (GO): sarcomere organization; muscle tissue development
Cellular component (GO): nucleus; Z disc; cytoplasm
Molecular function (GO): structural constituent of muscle; actinin binding
Source: RefSeq, a predicted model, not a curated record